GACACAGCUUGCCACCCACUGGGGUAUUGGGGAGGCACAGCUGGAGACAAAAUGUAAUGCCCACAUUCAACAGGAGAUGGAUUCAGUGCAUGUCUGGAGGUGACUAGCGAGGGAGGGAGGGAGGUUGGCUGAGGAAGCUGCUAAGUGGAAGGAGGGCAGAGAGGCUGGGAUUCUCCCUUUCCCAGCACCCCCCCACCCCCCUUCCUUGCAGCCCCCUUCUAGCAUAACUGAUCCUCACAGUCCUCGUCCUUUAUCCCCUUCAGCCACAGUUGGCCAAAGUCCUCAAACACGGUAUCACCAUCUGUGGCAUAGUUGGUGUACAUAGGGGCAUCUGUUUUAGAAGCAGCUGUCUGGGGCCCGGGAACAGUGAUAUGGUCGUGGGGCUUGGGGUGCAUAAGAACAAAAGGCAGCUCCACGGAGACAUCCCCACCAUGAGACACUACCAGCUUCACCUAGACCUUGUAGGACAUCAGGAUUCCCAGCACCUCCUUGUUGGCACCCUCCUUCACAAUGGUGCUGGAAGCCAGGUUGGUGUCCUUGUGCUUGAGCUUCCCAUCGAGGGCAAGACCAUGCUACUUCCGGUUGUCACUGAGCAGCAGGCCAUGGCUUGUGGUCCCAAGAAGCAUCUGAAGCUUGUAGUAGUUCCAAAACAGUGGAUGCUGGAUAAACUGACUGGUGUGUUUGUCCCUCACCCAUCUACUCGUCCCCAUAAGCUGAGAGAGUGUCUCCAUCUCAUCAUUUUCCUAAAGAACGGACUUAAAUAUGUUCUAACAGAGAAUGAAUUAAAGAAGAUCUGUUUGCAGUGUUUUAUUAAGACUGAUGGCAAGGUCCAAACUGAUAUAACCUAUCCUGUUGGUUUUAUGGAUGUCAUCAGCACUGACAAGACUGGGGAGAAUUUCCACCUGAUCUAUGACACCAAGGGUUGCUUUGCUCUUCAUUGGAUUACACCUGAGGAGGCCAAGUAUAAGUUGUGCAAAGAGAGAAAGAUCUUUGUGGGGACAAAAGGAAUCGCUCAUCUGGUGAUCCAUGAUGUUCAUACCAUCCGCUGUCCUGAUCCCCUCAUCCAGGUGAAUGACACCAUUCAGAUUGAUUUGGAGACUGGAAAGAUCACUGAUUUCAUCAAGUUUGACACUGGUAAUCUGUGUAUGAUAAGCAGAUGUGCUAACCUGGGAAGAAUUGGUGUGAUCAUCAGCAGAGAGAGACACCCUGGUUCUUUUGAUGUAGUUCACGUGAAAGAUGCCAACGGCAACAGCUUUGCCACCCAGCUCUUCAACAUUUUUUUUUUAUUGGCAAAGGCAACAAACCAUGGAUUUCUCUUCCCCGUGGAAAGGGUAUCUGCCCACCGUUGCUGAAGAGAGAGACAAGAGACUGGCAGCCAAACAGAGCAGUGGGUGAAAUGGUCUCUAGAUGACAUGAUUAGAAGUCUUUAUACUUAAUUAAAGAUAAUACAACAUGAUAAAAAAGUAAUAAAGUUAUAUUUUUGUGGUAGCUAUUCCCAAGACGAUCACCUUCAUUUCUUCUUUGCCAACAUCACAUGCCAUCAAAGGAUGAAGUCUAUUUCUCCACACCCUUGAAUCAGCCUGUCACUGCUUUGACCAAAAGAGCACAGUGAGAGUGACACUCCAUCAGUUCUGGUCCUGAUCUUUAGGAUGAUGAUGGCUUUUGCCUUGGUCUCUUGGAUCCUGUAGCUGUCAUACAUAAAGUUCAGCUUCAGUGCUGAAGAGGUCCUGAGACUACACAGAGAAGAGAAGAGUCCAGCUGUGCCUCGUCUUUCAGUAUCCCCAUCCAGCCACCAGGUGUGUGAGAAAGCGGUCUUGAACUGUCCAGAAUAGCUCAGUUUCUAGCUAAAUGUCACAAAGUGACCAGAGUGGAUAACCCAUGCAACAGAUGAAUCACACAGUUGAGUCCUACUUGAAUUUGUGGUUAAUAAAAUUUGAGAUAUAAUAAAAGGUUGUUGUUUUAGGCCACUUAA
Leptonychotes weddellii (Weddell seal) is the source of this 1972-nucleotide messenger RNA. Lineage: Eukaryota; Metazoa; Chordata; Mammalia; Carnivora; Phocidae. The record is from RefSeq and is a predicted model, not a curated record.